Molecule: messenger RNA, 984 nt
Organism: Coccinella septempunctata (seven-spotted ladybird)
Lineage: Eukaryota; Metazoa; Arthropoda; Insecta; Coleoptera; Coccinellidae
Gene: AIMP1
Product: aminoacyl tRNA synthase complex-interacting multifunctional protein 1
Exons: 3
Coding region: 53-973 (306 amino acids)
Molecular function (GO): tRNA binding
Source: RefSeq, a predicted model, not a curated record
AUUUCGGUGUUUUCUGUGGUUUCGUUUAUUUGGGAAAGGAUUAACCUCUUUGAUGAUAAUUUUUCGCCACUAUUUACGAAAAAUAGCCAAUAAUAUAAUGUCGCUACAAAAAAUCGAGAAAAAUGCUGUUCUUAUAAAGAAUACGAUGGAUGAAUUGAAGGUUGAUCUCAAAGUGAUGAACGAAAAAUAUAAUAUGCUCUUGGCUCAACAAUUGAGAGAGGAAAAUGCUAAGCUUGUGCUAGCUGUGGAACAAGCAAAACAAAAACUCAUUCUAUUGGAAACGCAGAACGGUAUCAAGCAAAUUAAAGUACCAUCCCGAAAAAUGUGUACUCAAUCAUCCGGUGCUCCAGUACAGAAACUGGCGGAGGAGAAACAAGAUCUGCAGAAGGUUUCUGAAGAAAAAACGAACGCUAACAAAAAGCCUAAAGAAGCUAAACCUAAAAAAGUGAAGGAAACCAAAGAACCCGUUGCUGAACUUCCUAUAGAUGUAGGAAGAUUGGAUUUACGUAUUGGUCACAUUGAUCACGUCGAGAAACAUCCCGAGGCAGACACCCUCUAUCUUCUCAAAAUAAGUUGUGGUGAAGAAAAGCCAAGAACUGUCUGUUCUGGUUUAGUCAACCACGUCCCCAUGGACAAACUGAAAGAUCGUUACGUUGUCUUGUUAUGCAACUUGAAGCCUGUGAAGAUGCGUGGAAUUGUUUCUGAAGCUAUGGUAAUGUGCGCUAGCUGUGAAAAGGGGGUAGAGGUCCUGAUACCGCCUCAAGGUUGUUCACCAGGCGAUCUUGUCGAAUGUGAGGGUUAUAACCGUAACCCUGAUGCGGUAAUGAAUCCUAAGAAGAAAAUUUUCGAGACAGUUGCUCCAGAUUUACAUACUAACGAUUCGCUGGAAGCAUGUUACAAAGAUAAGGUUUUGUCAGUCCCUGGUAAAGGUAAUAUUGUAGCUGAAACUUUGAAAAAAGUGCCAAUAAAAUAAUGAAAUAUCGA